Messenger RNA from Marmota flaviventris (yellow-bellied marmot), 342 nucleotides. RefSeq names its product neuregulin 4 (gene Nrg4). The record is from RefSeq and is a predicted model, not a curated record. Gene Ontology annotation, molecular function: epidermal growth factor receptor binding; growth factor activity. NCBI's taxonomy places the organism in Eukaryota, Metazoa, Chordata, Mammalia, Rodentia, Sciuridae. Gene Ontology annotation, biological process: positive regulation of cell population proliferation; positive regulation of mitotic nuclear division; epidermal growth factor receptor signaling pathway.
AUGCCAACAGAUCACGAGGAGCCCUGUGGUCCCAGUUACAGGUCAUUUUGCCUGAAUGGGGGGAUUUGUUAUGUGAUACCUACUAUUCCCAGCCCAUUUUGUAGGUGCGUUGAAAAUUACACAGGAGCUCGUUGUGAAGAAGUUUUUCUUCCAAGUUCAAGCAUCCAAAGCAAAAGCAACCUGUUUGCAGCUUUCCUGGCAUUGACUGUUCUUCUAGUAACACUUACCAUUGCAGCCCUCUACUUCCUUUGCAGGAAGGGCCACCUUCAAAGAACCAGUUCAGCCCAGUGUGAUAUCAACCUGGUAGAGAUGAGCAGUACCAGAGCACACCACAGUGAGUAA